AUGGGAAACCUAGUCGCUCCGAAGUCGGCAGAUCCUACGGGCACAUGGACGAGAUGUACUCAAGACCUUGGAAGUUGCUCCUCCGAGCAGCUUGGAGUGCUUGAAGAAUUCAGAAUCAGAAUGGUCAGGGCUUUGGAAGUUGCAGAUUCUGCUACGAUUGCGCAGAGCGUAGGAGACUGGUACAAUGCGAGAAAUGUGAAUGAUUUCGUGCUGGUCGACGGACCGUAUCCGUCAAAUCCGACAUGCUCAGGAAGGACAACGCACUCUGAAGAAACACACUUUGCCGAACAUUUGGUUCAAUGCACAUGGUUUUUGCCAAAUAAAUUGGAACGCAAGUUAUUAGAAAGUGGGCGACAAGAUCAGCAAGUAUAA
Messenger RNA from Marchantia polymorpha subsp. ruderalis, 372 nucleotides. Lineage: Eukaryota; Viridiplantae; Streptophyta; Marchantiopsida; Marchantiales; Marchantiaceae. The record is from the annotation of a GenBank genome assembly.